GCCCCAUCGAGCUCCCGGCGUUCGACUGGUCACGUCUGGCGGCGGCAGCAUGGCGGCGGGGGCGGCUGAGGCGGCCGCGGCGGUGGUGGAGGUCGGUUCCGCCGGGCAGUUUGAGGAGCUGCUGCGCCUCAAAGCCAAGUGCCUCCUUGUGGUCCAUUUCUGGGCACCAUGGGCUCCACAGUGCACACAGAUGAACGACGUCAUGGCGGAGUUAGCCAAAGAACACCCGCAGGUUUCAUUUGUGAAGUUGGAAGCUGAAGCUGUCCCUGAAGUAUCUGAAGAGUACGAAAUCUGUUCUGUCCCCACCUUCCUGUUCUUCAAGAAUUCUCAGAAAAUCGACCAGUUAGAUGGUGCCCACGCCCCAGAGUUGACCAAAAAAGUUAAGCGCCAUGUGUCUAGCGGCUCCUUCCCACCCAGUGCUAGUGAACAUCUUGAAGAUCUCAACCUCCGCCUGAAGAAGUUAACUCAUGCCGCCCCCUGCAUGCUGUUCAUGAAGGGAACGCCUCAAGAACCACGCUGUGGUUUCAGCAAACAGAUGGUGGAAAUUCUUCACAAACAUAACAUUCAGUUUAGCAGCUUUGACAUCUUCUCGGAUGAAGAAGUUCGACAGGGGCUCAAAACCUACUCCAACUGGCCCACCUACCCUCAGCUCUACGUUUCUGGAGAGCUCAUUGGAGGACUUGACAUAAUCAAGGAGCUCGAAGCUUCAAAAGAACUAGAUACAAUUUGUCCCAAAGCUCCCAAAUUAGAGGAGAGGCUCAAAGUGCUGACCAAUCAAGCUUCAGUGAUGCUCUUUAUGAAAGGAAGCAAGCAGGAAGCAAAAUGUGGAUUUAGCAAACAAAUUCUGGAAAUACUGAAUAGUACUGGUGUGGACUAUGAAACCUUUGACAUCCUGGAGGAUGAAGAAGUGCGACAAGGAUUAAAGGCCUUCUCAAACUGGCCAACCUACCCUCAGCUUUAUGUGAAAGGGGAGCUUGUUGGAGGACUGGACAUUGUGAAGGAGCUGAAAGAAAAUGGUGAAUUGCUGCCUAUCCUGAGAGGAGAAAAUUAGUGUCAGAUGUGGUUUGCAGGGUGCAGGGUGUUUAUUCCAGCGGAGCAGCUGAUGGUCCUGAGAUGGUACCAGGAGUGGAAGUGCUUCCUGCCCAGUUGUGCUAAAUAAAUGUGUUUUGUUUCCCCACCAAAAAUAGGAUGCAAUAAACAUCUUCACAUUCAAUUAAAA
Messenger RNA from Nannospalax galili (Upper Galilee mountains blind mole rat), 1219 nucleotides. RefSeq names its product glutaredoxin 3 (gene Glrx3). The transcript has 11 exons. Lineage: Eukaryota; Metazoa; Chordata; Mammalia; Rodentia; Spalacidae. The record is from RefSeq and is a predicted model, not a curated record. The coding region runs from base 50 to 1051 and encodes 333 amino acids.